Molecule: messenger RNA, 3319 nt
Organism: Leptinotarsa decemlineata (Colorado potato beetle)
Lineage: Eukaryota; Metazoa; Arthropoda; Insecta; Coleoptera; Chrysomelidae
Product: cathepsin F
Biological process (GO): proteolysis
Molecular function (GO): cysteine-type peptidase activity
Source: RefSeq, a predicted model, not a curated record
CAUCAGUGACUUUGUCACAUAGCCAAGUAUACUGUAGAUGCCAGCUUUAGUAAAUCUGUUUAUUGUUUUGGUUUCAGAGAUAAGAGAGGUCGGGAGACCAAUGUUUUUCAGCAUAAAUUAUUAGUGAUAUACUGAUGAACUCAAACUAAACUACCAGUUUUUCGAGAUACGCUACAGACUUCUGGUGGCAAAUAUGUUGCUACCAAAGCAGUUUUUACUGCUUUUGGCUUUUGUAUUAGCAGCUAGUGAAGAAUCCUACAAAAAUGAACAAAUAUCUGUAAUACUUGACUACUUAAAUGAUCAACCUAGUGAUUAUGUCUACAAAGAAGCCAGACUGAUUGAUGUGAGGCAGAAGGAAGAAACUGUUGAAGUUGACACAGACGUUGAAGCCACAUGUAAGACAUCUUCUGAAGGGUCUUGUAAUGACAAAACUCUGAGAUGCCACAGUUCGUUGAAGGUAGAUCCAAAUAGUUCCAGAUUACAAGUUAUCGGCACAUCAUGCGUUCCCAAAGAAAAAAAGGCGGGAAUUGAUGAAACAUCCAUCACCCAAAAUAACAAUAAUGUUGAGUUUGAGGUUACCCCUGAAUUAGUUAGGCCGGCCGAUGUACCAUGUUUGGGCUGCCCGUUUGACCUGAAUCUUGACGCAGAAGGUGUAACUACCCUUGUUGACACAGCUCUCAAGCAUGUCGAAAGUGAACGCAAUGAAAAACAUGCGCUUGUUAGAGUUCUGAGGCUCCAGCAACAGGUCGUCGCUGGAAUCAAAUACCUUUUGUUACUGGAAAUAGCCCCCACAACUUGCUCUAAAGAUUCAACUAACCCAUCUUGCCCGUUAGACUUGACCAACGGAACUUACAUUUGUGAAGUAGAAUACUUUGAGCAACCUUGGAGAAGCUUAGCAAAAAAUAUCGUCAAAAAUAACUGUACUGUGUCGCAAGAGUUUCUCGUUAAGGAGCCCGAGCAUCAACCUAAUAAAAACAACCAGCAGGAAAUAAAUGAUGAGUUUCUUGCAGAUCUUGAGUCUCAAAUAAUACCCGAGACAAANAAUAAAUCCACAAUAUUCAUUUAUUUGUACUUCUAUGAUGAAUUCAAACUGUUGAAAAAAUUCGCCAAGAAAGCUGCUGGAAAGUCAGGAUGGGACAACGUGAAAACAAAAAUAGUUCGUGUGGACAAGGUGAAAAUAGACGGCUUAUAUUAUUCGAUGCGCGUGAAAAUGGAAAAAACUCCACUGGUCAAAGUGUGCUCUCUUAUGGUUCACACCGAAGAUGAUAUGUCAAAUCCCAUCUUGAUCAAAAGUACAUGUAAUGAUAAAAGAGUACGCAGAGGUAUACCAGGAGGUGUAGUCGACAUAGAAAAAGGUGGAUCUGGACCACCUUUAGUUGGGGGUAUUACUGAAACAUCUCCAAACGACCCACAAGUGAAAGAAUAUUUGAAUGAUGGACUUGUUCAUCUGGACAGCCAAUCAUCACACAGAAACAGAUACAAAAUCCAAGAUAUACUUAGUGCUUCCUCACAGGUAGUCUCGGGAUCAUUGUGGCGGGUGAAAGCUAAACUUGUUCUUUCCAAUUGCAUAAAAGGCGAUAACACCGAAAUUGAAAAGUGUGGAAAACUUCAAGGUGCAGAAAGCAAGAUCUGCGAUUUCGUAAUUUGGGAUCAACCUUGGCUGGAAAAUGGUAGGAAGACGAACAUAACUUGCGACGAUGAAGACAAAUCUUACUAUUUCGUUAGAGGAAAAAGAAGUAUUCAAGAUGAAUCUGAACCACCUUUAGUUGGAGGUAUUACUGAAGAAUCUGGAGUUAAUUCAGAAGUGAAAGAAUUUUUAAAAGAAGGACUUCUCCAUCUUGACGGCCAAUCUUCACACAGAAACAGAUACAAAAUUCAAGAUAUUCUGAGUGUUUCCUCACAGGUAGUCUCAGGAUCUUUGUGGCGAGUGAAGGCCAAACUCGUUCUUUCUGAUUGCGUAAAAGGCGAUAACACCGAAAUUGAAAAGUGUGGGGAACUUCAGGGUGCACAAAGCAAGAUCUGUAACUUCGUAAUUUGGAAUCAACCUUGGCUGGAAAAUGGUAGGAAGACGAACAUAACUUGCGACGAUGAAGACAAAUCUUACUAUCUUGUAAGAGGAAAGAGAAGCCUUCAAGAUUUGGACGAUGACAAAUCUCUGGAUGAAGAUUUGAAUAAUUUAUUUGGAUUAUUUACCAAAACGUACAGAAAAACUUACCUGAACGCAAUGGAGUAUGAUUUCCGUCUAAGGGUUUUCAAAAAAAAUAUCGACAUUAUUCGUUUGCUCAACAAAUUUGAACAAGGAUCAGCAACCUACGGCCUGUCUAAAUACGCGGAUCUGACUCAGGAGGAAUUCUCGAUGAUGCACGGACUGCGCAGGGAUCUACAGAACGAAAACGACUUGCCAUUCCCUUCUGCGGAGAUACCGGACAUCGACAUUCCCACCGAGUUCGAUUGGCGCAAAAAAAACGCCGUCACCGAAGUGAAGGAUCAAGCUAGCUGCGGCAGUUGUUGGGCAUUCAGUACCACCGGUAACGUCGAAGGGCAGUACGCCAUCAAGUAUAAAAAACUGCAGACGUUUUCCGAACAGGAGUUGGUUGAUUGCGACAAAUUGGAUGAAGGAUGCAAUGGAGGACUCAUGGAUAACGCUUACAGAGCUAUAGAAAAAUUAGGUGGUCUAGAGUCUGAAAAAGACUACCCAUAUGAAGCAGAAGAUGAAAAAUGUUAUUUUAACAAAUCCAAAACAAUAGUUAGAUUGUCCGGAGCUUUGAACAUCAGUCACGAUGAAGGAGACAUGGCUAAAUGGCUCGUACAAAAUGGACCCAUCGCUAUUGCCAUCAAUGCCAAUGCCAUGCAGUUUUAUAUGGGAGGAGUGUCCUGGCCCCUCAAGUUCCUUUGUAAUCCCAACAAUUUGGAUCACGGAGUGCUCAUAGUGGGUUAUGGUGUUGAUAGUUUCCCGCGGUUCAACAAAACUUUGCCUUAUUGGAUAGUGAAGAAUUCAUGGGGAAAAUCUUGGGGAGAACAAGGCUACUACAGAGUCUACAGAGGAAAAGGAGUGUGCGGAUUGAAUCAGACACCAUCAAGCGCCAUAGUGGUUUGAUGAACUUUUCAAUCUCUUCGAUUGUGAUUAAGCGGUAGUUGUUGGGAGUAGCAAAAACAACUAUGCAUAUUUUUAUCCAUAUCUUGAGUGUGAUGUGAUAUGAAACGAAAGUAACUAACUUGGAUAUUAUUUUUGCUUAUUAAUUAUAUUCUUUUAUAUAUGUCGCUUUAAGGAAUUUAGGGUGUUAUAUUUUUACUUAUGAAAUAUAUUUGUUAAUUUUUG